CCCUGAUUGUCACUGAUUAGGCUAGUGGAGAGCCUGCGACACAUGGGAUUCAUAACCUUCUCAUUCGUGGUGAUUACUGACAAUGACUGCCAAUGCUCCAGCAUCCACCAUUACCGUGAAUACGACCACCAAAGCUCCCACGCCUGCUUCUGCGCCCCCGCCCUUUCCACCACCCAAGACCGACAAGCCGCGCCCUCAUGUUUGCGCUACUUGUCAACGCUCCUUCGCACGCCUCGAGCAUCUGAAGCGACAUGAGCGUUCCCAUACCAAGGAGAAGCCUUUCGAGUGUCCCGAAUGCACGAGAUGCUUUGCCCGCCGGGAUUUACUGCUGCGUCACCAGCAGAAGCUUCACCAGUCGACAACCCCUUCCUCGCGCCCGAGAAAUCGACGAGAGAGCACUAGCAGUACCGCUACUGCCCAAAGCCGCGCUCGAAAGAACAGCGUCGCCGGGACAAAUGUUGCUGCUACCACCGCUUCUGCUGCCAAUAAUGGCUCGAUGCGCCCGCGGGCAAAUACCAUCAGCCACGUCGACCCGAAUCAUGUACAGAUGAUCGCUGCUGCGAACGCUUCCGUGGCUCGGAGCCAGCACAUGCCUGCCGCCCACCAUAACCGUCAUCAGAGCCUGGCCAGCUUGCCUAUCCAGAACAUGGACCACCCGUUCGCAGGCAUGUCCUCCGUCAUGGGCCAUCGCGGCAUGGGCCAUGGCCUACCCAAGCUUGAGACCCACGGGAUGCAUACUAUGGACUUCAAUGCCGGUUUGCGUACAGCACCGCCAUUGCCGUUUCCAAACGAGUUUGAUUUUGAGCAGCUUCUGUUCGGCCAACCAGGCUCAACCAUAAACCCAAAUGCACUACAUUAUACCGAGUCUCCUCACUCCAUGUCGAUAGAUCCGACCUCGCCGUUUGGAAAUGGUAUGACGGAUAUGUCAGCUAGCCAACAUGUCGAUGAUAGUUUUGACUGGCUCACUGGAUUCGAGCAUACUAUGUCCUUCAAUACCAACCAACAUGAGAAUGCCAUUGGCGGAUCCUCUCCUUCCGCAAUGAGCACGACGAGCCAAAGUGGUAUCAGCGACGUUAUGCUCGAUGGUUCUAACAACACGACUAUGCCGGCUGCUACGAGUUCCAUAUGGCAGCCUGCGCUCAUGGGACCUCCUCAAGCUGGAAAUCCAUUUUCUCUGGACGGUCUCAGCGGGGUUUUCCCAGACUUGUUAAACGGUGCUCCCGUAUCCCCCCAACCUUCGAACCAAAAGACGAUGAAUGAUGUUUAUUUCUCUACACCGCCCUCUACUAUGAGCUCGUUGAGCCCUUCGGUUAUGCCGGGGCUGACAACUCAAAAUAUGAAUCAGGCCCUGAAUUUUGGUCCCAGCCGGGAGACUGUAACAUCCGUGGGUGGUGGUCACCAAUCCCACUCACCGGUGGCAACAAUCACCGAUGCCACACGGAGUGCCAUACUUAGCGCUCUCUCUCAGUGUACAGUCAUGAACAACAAUCGAAGAUAUUCUUUCACUUCCCCCAACUCACCUUUGUCCCCCCAAGUUCAACCCUGCUCAGAUAGUAUGGCCGACAUCGCUAAAAACCUGCCAAGCACCCAAGAUCUACAGCGAUAUGUCGGCAGCUAUCUUCAAUAUUGCCACCCGCAUUUACCAUUCCUACACAUUCCUACAUUGUCUUUUGAUAUGCCACCCGCUCCAAGUGGGCGAGCCGGUAUCACUGGUGGCAGUGGGUGUCUGAUUUUGUCCAUGGCCGCAAUUGGUGCGCUGUAUGAGCUCGAGCGACCUCAGUCUAGAGAAUUGUUCGAGAUGGCCAAGAAGAUGAUCCAGUUAUAUCUCGAGGAACGACGAAAGGCCGAUAUGCGCAAGGCUGAUUUCCGACGAACGCCUGCAUCUGAUCAGGGUACACACGGAUCUGACUCCUUCGUGCACACUCCAUUGUGGCUCGUCCAGGCCAUGUUACUCAACGUUGUAUAUGGCCAUAACUGCGGUGAUAAGAUCGCCAAUGACAUUGCCUCUACUCACUCUGCCGCGCUAGUAAGCUUAGCCCAGGCAGCUGGUCUGCUGCGACCCUUGCAACUGGAUUCUCCAGAACUUCGUGAAGUCCAAGCGAAUGAUGCAGAGGGGAACUGGAACAGCGGCGUAAAAUCCGAAACGGAAGAACAAGCAGAAUGGCUGCGAUGGAAGACUAUGGAGGAACGCAAGCGAACACUCUAUAUCAUCUUCAUACUAUCAAGUCUUUUAGUGACAGCCUACAAUCAUCCUCCCGCACUAACUAACUCAGAAAUCUUGCUUGAUCUGCCUUGCGAUGAAGAGUUCUUUGCUGCGGAGAGUGCGGCAGCAUUCCAACUUAAGGGCGGCGCUCGAGCUGCCAAUCAUAACCGGAUGACAUUCCAUGAAGCAUUGGGGGAAUUACUGCUCACUAACGAGAAACAGCAGAAACUCGCUUUCAGCAACAGCCAACCAUUUGGACCUACCGUCAACCUCCACGACAUAUCAAAGAGCGAGCUGAAACCAAGCACGCUCGGUUGCUUGGUCCUGAUCAAUGCAUUGCACAAUUACAUUUGGGAAACCCGACAGCGCCAUCAUAACAAGGUCUGGACGAAUGAAGAAACCGAUAAAAUGCACCGUCAUAUCGAGCCUGCCUUAAAGGCAUGGCAGUCUGCUUGGGCUAGUAAUCCACAUCAUAGCUUGGAAAGGCCAAAUCCUUUCGGCAUGGGCCCAUUGUCAGCUGAUGCUAUCCCUCUCCUUGAUCUAGCCUACGUUCGCCUCUUUGUAAAUAUGGCGCGGACGAAAGAAAAGUUCUGGCAGCGCGACUGGGAAGGUCUGGCUGAAGAGCUGUCACGUGGAGCAGAGAUCAUUCAACAUGCUGAACAUUCUCCCGCAUCCAACGCUGAGUCGAUAACCGAUCCAUCAGAUGCAUCAGCUACCAGCUCUGUUUUUGUUGACUCGCCACCUACUCAAUCCUCCUCGCCCGAGUUCUCUGCCGUUAAAUUCCCUUCUGCCUUGCCAACACAGCCACAAUCGCAAUCCCCAAGUUCUAGCCGGAUCGUCUCACGCCGAGAGAAGCACUUGCGCAAGGCUGCGUUUUACGCCGCCGAUUCACUUUCCAUGUCCGAUAAGCUAGGGGUAACAUUUGCAGAGUUCACUAGUCGAGAACUCCCUGUCCAAUCAGCCAUGUGUUCUUUUGACUGUGCUCAGGUUCUUGCCGAGUGGAUCUCAACUCUCCAAGACCGUGUGGGUAGAUACGUGGGUAUACUUGGGAAGGAUGACGUUGAUGUGACUGCAAUACCUGCUGUGAUGCUUCUAGAGGAGGAAGACAUAAAACUCAUUGUCAAAAUCCAAGAGCUACUGGCAAGUGCUGAGAUGAAGCUGGGUAUUGACUUGGUGAAUGGUACUGCAAACGGGGCGUUUGAUCCUCAGUUACAACUCGACGUAAUGGGCGGUUAUGCUGCCAAGAUUCUACGUGUUACGGCCUACAUGCUAGAUAAGUCGGCCGUAUGGCCAGUUCUCAAUCUCAUGGCACGCUGCCUCGAGACACAUGCGACGUUGGCGCGAAGCAGGGCCGAAAAGUCAGUCUUAGCUACUGAGUAGAGAAUGAGGGAACAAGCCUCUUGUAAUCCCCUGCUAAAUGAGCCCCGCCGCCGCCAUCAACAUCAAGUGCGUGCCGUAAUGGGAAUCGAGCAACCUGCUCUUUGGCUGCUACAAUAUGCUGCGCAGUGACUUCCGCGCAGUCGCCUGGGCAGUCGAUUGGCCGAAUAUCAACUUGCUCGGCUCC
This is a messenger RNA of Xylaria bambusicola, 3767 nucleotides long. RefSeq names its product fungal-specific transcription factor domain-containing protein. Lineage: Eukaryota; Fungi; Ascomycota; Sordariomycetes; Xylariales; Xylariaceae. Gene Ontology annotation, molecular function: DNA-binding transcription factor activity, RNA polymerase II-specific; zinc ion binding; RNA polymerase II cis-regulatory region sequence-specific DNA binding. Gene Ontology annotation, cellular component: chromatin. The transcript has 2 exons. The coding region runs from base 83 to 3583 and encodes 1166 amino acids. The record is from RefSeq and is a predicted model, not a curated record. Gene Ontology annotation, biological process: DNA-templated transcription; regulation of transcription by RNA polymerase II.